Hydatigera taeniaeformis is the source of this 1497-nucleotide messenger RNA. The record is from the annotation of a GenBank genome assembly. Lineage: Eukaryota; Metazoa; Platyhelminthes; Cestoda; Cyclophyllidea; Taeniidae.
AUGAAUCGUUUAAAAGGGCUGUCUUUUUUAUUACUUUUGAGCUUCCUAUCCCAGCGUUCAUUGGGCUUUCAAUUAGAAGGUGGAUUUGGUGUCUUCCCUUUCACCGAGACUGGUCCAGUCGAACCCGAACACGAAGCACUCAACCGUCGUGAUGAGACUUACAACACAGGCCAAGGCUAUGGAGGGGAUCUACUUCAAACUCUCCAGACGGAUCCCCAAGCAGUUACUCAACGUGAUCGGCUAGUCGGAAUGCUAUUCGCCAACUACAAGACGCAUGAACGUCCAACCGAAAAAUUGGACAUUCCCACCGUAGUAGAAAUAAAUAUGAAGGUGCUUGCUAUCUUCUCCGUCGACGUACGCACUAUGGACUACUACAUUGAUGCUCUUCUUCGUCAGACCUGGAUCGACCCCCGACUAGCAUGGAAUCACCGCGAAGACUUCCAAAACUACACCCAACCUCUAGUCUCGCCUACAUUGAAAGAGAAUCUGUGGCUACCUGAUUUGUUUUUCCGGAACGGAAAAGACGGAUACUUGCACAAAAUGACCCUCCCUAACUACCUCUUACGCGUUCAUCCCAAUGGAGAAGUGUUGUAUAGCCAGAAGAUCACUAUGCGAUUUUCAUGCCAAAUGGACCUCGCCACCUUCCCUAUGGACACGCAGUACUGCCACAUGAACAUUGGCAGUUAUGGCUAUACGCUGAGUGAACUUAAGUUCAUAUGGAGGGAGAAAGAACCAGUGGAACUGCAAAACAACCUCCAGCUUUCCGAAUUUAACACACCAACGAAUUUCACCACUCUAGAUUGCACAGCUCAGUCAUCCACAUCCACUGGCAACUACACCUGCCUCAUGGCUCAGUUUAGUCUUAAACGUCAACUGGGCAGCUACCUCGUCACCACAUACAUCCCCAACAUUCUAAUCAUCAUGGUUUCAUGGUUGAGCUUCUACGUUUCAGUGGAUGCCGCGCCAGCUAGAGUUCCUCUGGGACUUCUCAGUCUCCUGGGUUUGUUGACACAGGCUUCCUCAAUCACUGGCAACCUUCCGCGUGUGUCAUACAUCAAAGCCAUCGAUCUGUGGCUCAUCUUUUCCAUCAUCUUUGUCAUUGGAGUGUUGGUUGAGUACGCCAUCGCAAUUACCAUGCUGCGACAGAAGAGGAAGGAGACAUGGCGAGGCGAUGUUGAAUUGAUAGUGAAGGAAGAGUUGACCCGUUGGUUGGCUGCGUGUGAACAAAGUCAAAUGGCCAGUAUGCAGGGGAGUGGGUGCGUGAGGGGCGAUCAAGGCUUCAUCCAACAGCAAUUGGCCUAUUUCAAUGAUUUGGAUGCCUUUCUAACCAAAUCAGUGAUUGAGGAGACGCGAGCUAAGAAGGGUGGCAAAAAGAGUCGCAUUCCAGUGGCUGUGGAGUCAGAAAUUGACGCUUACAGUCGCUUCCUCUUUCCCACAUGUUACAUUAUGUACAACAUUUUCUACUGGACUUACUACCUGGCUAUUGUGAAGAAGUGA